Molecule: messenger RNA, 4902 nt
Organism: Ahaetulla prasina
Lineage: Eukaryota; Metazoa; Chordata; Lepidosauria; Squamata; Colubridae
Gene: COL28A1
Product: collagen type XXVIII alpha 1 chain
Exons: 38
Coding region: 460-3957 (1165 amino acids)
Cellular component (GO): basement membrane
Molecular function (GO): serine-type endopeptidase inhibitor activity
Source: RefSeq, a predicted model, not a curated record
GGUACGAAGAAGGAAGCAGGAUGCAUGGCGGGGGGGGGGACCUUCAGUUGGUCCAUCAACCACCUCCAGCGUGACAAUCCCCUGUUGUGGCCCCAAACAAGCCAGCAGAGCCAGGUCUUCAGAAUGCUAGGGGGUAAGAGCAGAUCUCACCCUAGGGAGCAAGAUGUUCCAAAGAGCAGGAGCCAUAAUAGAAAAGACUCUUCUGCUGGACCAUGUCAGCCAAUUUUCUUGAGCAAUGGGGUCUGCAGCAUGGCUCAUUUGCCUUCACAGAUCGGGUGAUCCUGUCCCAUUGGGGUGAGACUCAGUGUGUCCACCCAGAUAGAAGAUCUGGCCAAAUGCCUAACCAUUCUGCAUUCAGCUUGGAGCAAUGAAAAAUGAGUCAAGGAUCAAGUUCCAGAUGCAAGUUUGAGCUUCAGUGCUUUCUAAAGUAAGGAGCAGUAAGCAGUCAUUGGAUUUUGAAUGCAAGUCAAUAUGUGGAAAAAACACUCCGUCCUUUACCUUUUGGUUUUGGCCAUUGCAAUAAUCAAUGCAGUUUAUGGACAAAACAGAAGGAAGGGACAAAGGUUAAGUCCUCUAGCAAGAAAAGACAAUCUUCAGGAUUCUGUCUGUUUUAUUGACAUCAUCUUUGUUCUGGAUAGUUCUGAAAGUGCAAAGGGUAUAUUAUUUGAUAAGCAGAAAGAGUUUGUUAUCCUCUUAAGUGAUAAAGUCUUCCUUAUAAAGCCCACCCGUGCUCUCAGAUAUGACAUCAAACUGGCCAUCAUGCAGUUCAGUAGUACUGUCAGAAUUGACUACCCUUUUUCAGUGUGGAGAAACCUGCAGAUUUUUAAGCAAAAAGUCAAUGAAGUGAGCUACAUUGGGCAUGGCACCUAUUCCUACUAUGCUAUUUCUAAUGCAACUCAAUUGCUCAAAGCAGAAGGUCGUAAAACAGGCAUCAAAGUGGUUUUGCUAAUGACUGAUGGUAUUGACCAUCCCAAAAGUCCUGACAUUCAAGACAUAUCAGAAAAGGCCAGAGCUCUUGGAAUAGCUUUCAUUACUAUUGGUUUGUCUAAUGAUGUCAAUAAAACCAAGCUGCAUUUGAUAUCUGGUGAUUCUCCAGGAAAGUCUGUAUUCAUUUUGAAUGAGUCCAGCCUUUCAGAUAAAAUAAGGAACCAGUUGGCCACUUUAUUUGAAGAGAAGUGUGGAAAGAGCUGUGAAUGUCAGAAAGGCGACCAAGGGCCCCCAGGACCACCUGGUGGCCAUGGAGGAAGAGGGGAUAAAGGUAUGCAAGGACCCAAGGGACAAAAGGGCGAGGCUGAGAAAGGAGAACCUGGUGAAAAAGGUUCAGAGGGAAACUCUGGAUAUAAGGGAGAAAAGGGUGACAGAGGAGAAUGUGGAACACCAGGAUUAAAAGGAGACAGAGGUUUAGAUGGCCCUCCCGGCCCCAAAGGACCUAGAGGCCCUCAGGGUAUUGGUGGCCCACCAGGUGAUCCUGGCUCAAAAGGCAUUCAAGGAAACAAGGGAGAGCCAGGACCAGCAGGUCCUUAUGGUCCUGCAGGAAUCCCCGGAAUUGGAUAUCCAGGACCUAAGGGUGAUAGAGGUCAAGAAGGAAGAAUUGGGCUUCCAGGACCAACUGGAAUUGGUGAGCCAGGUUUAACAGGACCACGUGGUCCUGAGGGCAUGCAGGGUGAAAGAGGUCCACCAGGUGAAGGGCUUCCAGGACGGAAGGGAGAUAAAGGUUCUGAGGGACCUGCUGGACCAGUUGGAUCUCCAGGCAUAUCCAUCAAAGGAGAUAAGGGUGAACGAGGGCUAGAAGGUGCACAGGGCCCAAUGGGACUACCUGGAACUGGCAUCCAAGGAAAUCAGGGUAUUCAAGGGUUAAAAGGUGCUCCUGGUGCAAAAGGGUCACGAGGAUUAGGACUGCCUGGACAAAAGGGAGAAUUGGGGCUACCUGGACAAAAAGGAGAUAGAGGAGCACCAGGAAUUGGGCAGCCUGGACCGAAAGGAGAUCCGGGAAAAUCAGGAUUUACAGGAGAAAGUGGGAAACCAGGAAUACAAGGGAUACCAGGAAAAAAGGGAGAACAAGGGCUGCCUGGUCCAAGAGGCCCAGAUGGAAUUCCAGGGACAGGGCACUUGGGUCCAAAGGGUGAAGAAGGUCAGAAAGGUGCCCAAGGAUUAGAUGGACCACGAGGUGUUCCAGGCCCUCCAGGACCAAAGGGAGAAUCUGGAAUCAAAGGUGACAUUGGUCCUCCAGGACCUUCAGUACGUGGGCUACCUGGCCCCAAGGGUGAACAAGGAUAUCCAGGCCCUCCUGGAAAUGAUGGAAGUCCUGGACAUACAAUUAUGGGACCUAAGGGUGCUCCAGGUGUUACUGGACCUCCAGGACCACCCGGGGCCAAGGGAGAUGGCUUUCCUGGUCCGCCAGGAUCUCAAGGAUUGCCUGGCUUUCCAGGACCAAGAGGCCUUAAAGGAGCUGGUGAUCCGGGACAAAAGGGAGAACAAGGAGCACGAGGACCACCAGGGCCUCCUGGACAAAGAGGAGUGGGAAUACCUGGGCCAAAGGGUAUUAUGGGACAAAAGGGUUUUCCUGGCCCGCCAGGUGCACCAGGAGACAGCAUACAAGGAAAUAAGGGAGAGCAAGGAAUUCAAGGUUCAUCAGGACCAAAGGGCUCCGUAGGAGUUGGAUUACCUGGUCCAAAGGGUGACUAUGGAGAGAAGGGAGAGCAGGGAAGGAGAGGUAACAAAGGAGAAAUUGGAGAGCCUGGCCCUCAAGGACCAAGGGGAUUUUCAGGACAAAAAGGUGAACCUGGUCUUACUAAAGAAGAAAUAAUCAAACUCAUUAUGGAGAUAUGUGGCUGUGGUGUUAAGUGCAGAGAAAAUCCUUUGGAGCUUGUGUUUGUGAUUGACAGCUCUGAAAGUGUUGGGCCUGAAAAUUUUGAAAGGAUUAAACGGUUUGUAAAAACUAUGAUAGAUGCUAUCACAGUCAACCAAGCCACAACCCGCAUUGGCAUCAUCAAUUUUAGCCUCAAAGUGGAGGUGGUGUCCACGCUGCAGCAAUUUCCUAUCAAAGACAAUCUGAAAAACGCUGUUGAUGCAAUGCAAUACUAUGGGGAAGGCACAUACACUGCUACAGCUAUCAGAAAAGCCAUUGAUAUAUUUCAGAUGGCUCGACAAGGAGUUAGAAAAGUGGCAGUGGUAAUAACAGAUGGGCAGGCAGAUCAACGUGACCUACAUAAACUGGAAGAAGUGGUGAGAGAUGCCCAUGCGCUCAAAAUAGAAAUAUUUGUAAUUGGAGUGGUACAGAAGACUGAUCCCAACUUUGAAAAUUUUCGAAAAGAAAUGGAUCUAAUUGCUACUGAUCCAGAUAGUGAUCAUGUCUACCAGAUUGAUGACUUCAUGACUCUGCAAGCUCUUGAGGAGAAGAUUUUCAAACAAAUUUGUGAAAAUGAUUUAAAUUCCUAUAUCACCAAAAUGCUCAGUUCAGCUCUUUCUCCAAGAUUUGAAACCAGUGAACAUGGCAGUCGGGUAGCCAAAAUUGAUCUUCCUGGAUCAUACACCCCUCCACUUCACCCAGAGACUUUUUCAAAGAGACCCAGUGAGAAAGAAGCAUCAUAUUUGGAUCGGGAUCAUAAUGUUACCUCAACCACUUCUAAAUAUAUUUCUGAACAUCAUAUUCAGCCAGUCAGCCAAGAUUAUUUGGAAUCCAGCACUCAUAAUCCGAAUUCAACAGUUGUGUCUAAUGUAACUAGACAUGUGCAACCUACACCAGCUGUGGUUCCGCUUCCUACAGUAAUACAUGUUAUGAAAGAAACCAGGUGUUUAGAACCAAUGAAAACUGGAAGCUGCCGAAAUUAUAAAGUAAACUGGUUUUAUGUCAAGGAUACAAAUUCUUGUUCCCGAUUUUGGUAUGGAGGUUGUGAAGGCAACCAGAAUAGAUUUGAAACCGAACAAGAGUGCCAAGCAAUUUGUGUUCAAGGAUAAAGAAAUCUCAAGUGAAAUCUCAAAUGAAGCCAAAGAUUGCAUAAUCAUACUAAAAGAAGUUCAAAUACUGUAUUAAUAGUACUUCUACAAUAUAUUUGGUGCUUUUAUGAACCAUUGAUCUUUAUAGUAUUAUAAUAUGUUAUAAUGCUAUGAUGUGGUAAGGUAUAGAUUAUAGUGUAAUACAGUAUUGUAUCUUUAUAGAUGAUAGUUUUACUUGAUAAAAAGCAGUUUACAUUUAUGCUUAUUGAUCCAUGUUUCAGGAGCAAUUUUUAAGAAGCUAGAUAACAAAAAUUGGAAUAAUUAGCCUUCAUAGAAUAUUCUGUACCAUCCAAUCUACAGAACAGAAUGUGAAUUUUAAAUCAUCAUCAGAAACUGCAACAGCAACAAAUAGAAAACUUUCUUGUAAUUGGGAACUUUCAAAACAGAAUCUCUCCCUAGAGAUACAGCUCUAAUUAUUUUCCUACAUCAAAGCAUAUGUAAUCUUGCAGCUAAGGAUAAUGAAAAUCUGAUUAUUUGCUAUUUCCUCUUUGGUCAUCUUUUUUCAGGUGCCAAGAUCCAACUAUAAUUGUAGCAAAAAGCCACAGAGAAUAAUUCAUAGUGAUCUACAUGUGUCCUGUUUAUAUCAAGACACCAUCCUGCCAAUUCAGUAAUACAUUUUAGGACCAUCAAGAGUGGUUUCUUAUGCAAAAAUCUCCAAGCAAAACAGACCAGUAUUUUGAACAUUAUUAUCAUAACUCCAUAUACUCUUGUUUCUCAGGGGUUUUAAACAAAAGAGGAAAAUAAAUUCAUAGUAAAUGUCAAAAUUAAUUAUAGAAAAAUAGGGGAAAGCACAGAAAGAUGUUGUUAAGUAUAUUUUUUCAUACUGUAUUUUCUUUUUAAACCUUACCUCUUCACCAAAAGUACUGUAUAUGCUAAAAUUGAUAAAUGAUAAUUAAAUGUAUAUCA